This is a messenger RNA of Ixodes scapularis (black-legged tick), 846 nucleotides long. RefSeq lists its product as uncharacterized. The transcript has a single exon. Bases 1 to 846 code for a protein of 281 amino acids. Gene Ontology annotation, biological process: DNA integration. The record is from RefSeq and is a predicted model, not a curated record. Gene Ontology annotation, molecular function: nucleic acid binding. Lineage: Eukaryota; Metazoa; Arthropoda; Arachnida; Ixodida; Ixodidae.
AUGUUGUUCAGAAGCGAUCGGAUAGUCAUUCCGAAGACUUGGAGAAACAGACUGCUCGUCCAGAUCCACGCGGGACACUUAGGCAUAAACAGCUGUCUAAAGAGAGCCCGCGAGACUGUAUACUGGCCAGGGCUAACGACAGACAUCAAAUGCUACGUGGAAAGAUGUGCCACAUGCCAAGCAACUGACAAGAAACCAGCGAGAGAGCCACUUCAUCUCAAAGAAAUACCAGACCUCCCGUGGGAAAGAGUAUCAUCAGAUCCCUUCAACUUCGAAGGAAAAUCCUACGUUGUCAUUGUCGACAGCUACUCUGGAUUCCUAGACUUCAAGAAGCUCUCAGGAGAAUCGUCAAAAGAAGUUGUAAACGUCAUGAAAGAGUGGCUAGCAACUCAUGGCGUCCCCAAAGUGAUUGAAACACACAACGGUCCCUGCUACGCAGCACAAGAAUUCAAGAACUUUAGCAGAGUCUGGGGCUUCCAACACGUGCCUUCAAGUCCGAGGUAUGCACAGUCAAACGGUCUUGCUGAACGAGCCGCUCAGACUGCAAAAGGGAUUCUCCGAAAAUGCUUUCUGGUUGGAAGCGACAUACAAAUGGCCCUCCUCAGUUUCAGAAACACGCCAAGGAGUGAAGAACUGGGUUCACCUGCACAUAGACUGUACAGCAGGAGGACAAGAACUCCAGUUCCCACACACAAGCUACAAAAGCCCGAAAUAAUCCAAAGCGUGCCGGACAAGUUGCGUCACGAGCGCAACCAGCAGAAGACUUACGCUGACCAGCACUCCAAACGAGCCCCUGCCAUGGCCCCAGGCGAUAAAGUCAAAGUUUGGGAAGAAAACAGGAGAUGA